Molecule: messenger RNA, 315 nt
Organism: Dentiscutata heterogama
Lineage: Eukaryota; Fungi; Glomeromycota; Glomeromycetes; Diversisporales; Gigasporaceae
Source: the annotation of a GenBank genome assembly
CAAUUAUUCGAUAUCACUUCCGAAAUGGAAAUAUUAAUUGAUCAGCAACUUCACGAUUACCUUUCUAUUAUCUUAACUGAAGCAUGCAUUGAAAAAAAUGAAAAUAUAAAUUUUAUAGAUAAUUUAAUUAUGAAUCAAAAAACAAAAAUAGAUAAAAAAAAAUGGUGCCGUGAGUGUGGUAAAGAUAAUAUUGAUAAUUCUAAGCGUAAAUGCCCUCAAUGCAAUACGAAACUUCCUACAAUUACUGAAAUUCAACAAGAAAUUGACCAAACGAUAUCUAAAAAAAAAGGAUACAACCAAACCUUUAAUUUUUAA